Drosophila willistoni is the source of this 4113-nucleotide messenger RNA. Its product is annotated as probable multidrug resistance-associated protein lethal(2)03659. The transcript is spliced from 6 exons. Gene Ontology annotation, molecular function: ATP hydrolysis activity; ABC-type transporter activity; ATP binding. Gene Ontology annotation, cellular component: membrane. The coding region runs from base 84 to 4097 and encodes 1337 amino acids. Gene Ontology annotation, biological process: transmembrane transport. NCBI's taxonomy places the organism in Eukaryota, Metazoa, Arthropoda, Insecta, Diptera, Drosophilidae. The record is from RefSeq and is a predicted model, not a curated record.
UUGGCGUUGUGGCAAAUUUUGAAUUGGAAUUCCGUGAAUAAUUGUGUCAAGGAUCCCUGCGGCCAAACAUAUGUCCAUUACAUAUGAGUGCUGCCAAUGAGCAACGUAAACCGAAUCCGGUGCUUAAGGCGAAUUUUUUAUCCAAAUGGUUCUUUAUCUGGACACGCGAAAUUCUACGCAAGGGCAUGCGAAAAUGUGUAGAGCCGACGGAUCUGUAUGCCCACAUACCCAGCCUGGACAGUACCGAUGUGUCCAAUGCACUGCUUGGCCAUUGGGAGCAGGAGCUGAAGCGAAAGAAACCAAGUGUCCUUCAUAUGAUAUUCAAAGCUUAUGGUUGGAGUUUUAUACCCAUCUGUAUACUCUAUUCCUUGCUGGAAGUUUCCGUGCACACUGUCCAGCCUUUAUUUCUGGGAGUAUUGGUCUCAUUUUUCUCAGAGAGUCCAAUAGAUGAUGACCAUGAUGGUGAUCGGGAAGAUGGAGAUGAGGAUAUAUCCAAGCAUGCAGCAUAUAUGUGCGCCAUGGGAGUAGUUCUAUGCUCUCUGGUGGCUGCCCUCUGCUAUCAUCCGUUUAUGGUCCACCUAUUCGCAGUGGGGGCUCGAGUUCGGCUAGCCUGUGCUGGUCUCGUCUAUAGAAAGUGCCUGAGAGUAUCGGUGGCUGCCGAUAAUAGCGGAAUAAGUGGUUAUGCCAUUGCCAUAAUGGCCACAGACUUGCCUCAGUUCAAUGAGACCUUCUAUUUCUUUCAUGAGCUGUGGAAGGGUCCGCUGGAGGGUGUGGUAUUUGGUUAUAUUAUCUACCAAGUGAUCGGUUGGCCAGCUUUAGUGGGAAUGUUUACCAUAAUACUCUUCAUUCCGCUCCAGGCGUGGGCGGCCAAAGCCACGGCACGUUUCAAGCGGCUCUCGGCCGAAUACGGAGAUGAGCGAGUGAAGCUAAUGAAUGAGAUUAUUCAGGGAAUGCAGCUGAUCAAAAUGUAUGCGUGGGAGAAAUCAUUUGCCAAGCUUAUUUCGCGGGUUCGAAAGAAAGAAAUGGGCGCCAUUAAGGGUUCCAUGUACAUCUAUGCGGCCAUUCAGUGCACCAGAAUGAUCUCAAAGUUGUCGCUGUUUCUUUGUCUGAUCACUUACGUCUUUACCGGAGACAUUGUGACGGCCAAGAAGGUUUUCAUUGUGUCCAGUUACUAUGAUAAUCUCAAUGAAUCGCUGCUCCAUCUCUGGCCAUUGGCCAUUAACUCGUGGGCAGAGACAUUUGUGGUGGCCCGACGUGUCUUGGACUUUCUGCUGCAAAACGAGGAUCCCGCCGAUGGUGGCGUCGAUAACUUCAAGGAUGUGGAUGAAGAUGUCGAGCAUGGCAAUUUCUAUGGACGUAUGCAUAAUCCGCGUGCUCUUCGCAAAAGCGUGACUCUGCAUCAGCUGACUGCAAGUUGGGAUCCUUCCAGUCAGGAGAAACGUCACCUACACAUCGAGAACAUUAGUUUCCAGGCGCAAGAAGAGGAAUUCAUUGGCAUUGUUGGCACAGUGGGUGCAGGCAAGAGCACUCUCCUGCACGCCCUGCUGGGAGAACUGGACAUCAUAAGCGGUUCUGUGGAGUUGAAUGGCAUCAUAAGCUAUGCCGACCAGAAGCCCUGGCUCAAUCGCUGCAGUCUCCGCGAGAAUAUACUCUUCAUGGAGGCCUACGAUGAGCAGCGCUAUAAGGAAGUGCUUCGCGUUUGCCUCUUGGAGAAGGACAUUGAGCAAUUGCCAGCUGGGGAUGCCACCAUAGUGGGUGAGGGUGGCUCCAGUCUUAGUGGCGGACAAAAGGCUCGAGUUAGCUUGGCUCGGGCUAUUUACCGCAAAGCGGAUAUCUAUUUGCUGGAUGAUCCCUUCUCCGCUGUGGACACCCAUGUGGGUAAAAUACUCUUGGAUCGGUGUGUCAAUGAAUUUCUAAGAGAUAAGAUACGCAUCUUGGUCACACAUCGAGUCCAGCUACUGAAGCAUGUGGAUCAUUUGGUUCUGAUGGAAUCGGGACGUGCCUCGGUUCAGGGACAAUAUGAAUCACUUAAAAAACUCAUAAGGUUUCGCAUGUCGGUGGCCAAUGACAGUGAAGUGGUCAAAUUACGUGCUGGACGCUCUGAUAGCAUCUAUGAGGAUGGUGAGGAUCGUGAGAGGGAGACCUUAAACCAACAACAGCAACAACAACAACUUGAUCUGGACCGCAGUGAGCAGCUAUACAAGGAGCAACAGUUGCAAGGAUCAGUGAAAUUCUCCACCUACAAAGCUUACCUGGCCAUUGUGGGCAUUCCUUCGGUGGUUGUGGUAAUCUUUCUGCUCUUCAUACUAGCCCGAGCAUGUGAGGCAGCCAUGGAUAUAUUUCUCUCCAAAUGGGCCACAUGGGAGGAAACAGAGCCCAAUCAGCAUGAACCCAUGCCUGAAUAUCGUCGCAUACGUACCCGUCUGGUCACCCUAUAUGCCAUCCUGAUCAUUAGCACCCUGUUCUUUUAUAUAUUGCGUACCUUUGGCUUCUUUGUGAUGUGUCUACGCAUAUCGUUUCGCAUCCAUAACUAUCUCUUUCGCGGCAUAAUCCGUGCCAGCAUGCAGUUCUUUACCCUGGCCACCUCGGGACGCAUUUUGAAUCGCUUUUCCAGCGAUAUUUUGGCCAUUGAUGUUAGUGUGCCGCAGUCCAUGAUGGAUUCCCUGGAAUUUGUGGUCGAUGCCUUGGCUGUGCUGGCUGUUGUAUGUACGGCCAACAUUUGGCUAUUGAUACCAGCGGUUAUAGUCAUGGCUUUGCUUUAUUUCUGUCGCAUUUUAUAUAUCGGUGCCAGUCGAAGUUUGAAACGCAUUGAAACGAUCUCCCGCAGUCCGAUCUACUCACAUACAAAUGCCACUUUCCGGGGACUGACCACCAUUCGGGCUCUGAAUGCCACCAAACGAUUGGAGAACGAGUUUCAUCGUUAUCAGAAUGAUAACACAUCUGCUUUAUAUCUCUAUGUGAGCUGCAAUCGUGCCUUUGCCUUCUGGACCGAUCUGAUCUGUGUACUCUAUAUACUGGCUGUGACAUUUAGUUUUCUGCUUUUCGACAAGGAACGUGGCUAUUAUAGCGGAGAUGUUGGUCUGGCCAUAACCCAAUCGAUGAAAUUGAUACUCAUGUGUCAGUGGGGCAUGAGGCAAACGGUUGAACUGGAGAAUCAAAUGACUAGUGUGGAAAGGGUGAUGGAGUAUGUGAAUAUACCAGCGGAACCGCCAUAUGAAACAGAGAAAGAGAUCAAUUUGCCAACCAAUUGGCCGAGUUCGGGGCAAUUGCAUUUCCAGGAUCUGCAUCUACGUUACACUGAGCAUGGUCCCUAUGCUCUGAAGGGUCUCAAUUUCACCAUACACCCGAAGGAGAAAAUUGGGAUUGUGGGACGCACUGGAGCUGGCAAAUCGUCCAUUGUGAACGCUCUCUUUCGUUUGGCCCGCACCGAGGGGACCAUUGAGAUUGAUGGCUAUGAGAUUGGCAAACUGGGCCUACAUGACAUACGCAGCCGCAUCUCAAUUAUUCCCCAAGAUCCUGUUCUAUUCUCCGGGACUUUGCGCUAUAAUUUGGAUCCGUUUGAACAUCAAACGGAUGAGAAAUUGUGGCAGGCCCUCGAGGCGGUGAAACUGAAGCAAUUUGUAAGUGAACUCAAGGGUGGACUCAGUUGUCGGCUACACGAUGGUGGCUCCAACUUUAGCAUGGGUCAGAGGCAAUUGGUCUGUCUGGCCCGUGCCAUAUUGCGGCACAAUCAAAUACUCAUUAUGGACGAGGCCACAGCCAAUGUGGAUCCAGAAACGGAUCAGCUUAUCCAGGAGGCCAUCCAUACGAAAUUCAAGCAUUGCACCGUGCUGACCAUUGCCCAUCGUCUGCAUACCGUAAUGGACAAUGAUCGGGUUAUGGUUAUGGAUGUGGGACGUGUUGUGGAGUUGGGUCAUCCCCAUGAGUUGCUCCAGCAGCGUCACGGCCAUUUGUAUCGUUUUGUGGAGAAGACGGGGGUGGGCACGGCCAAACAUUUGCGCCAUGUGGCCGAGCAGAGCUAUCGUAAACGUGUCCUGGCCAAGAGGUCACCUCCCUCUGAAAUAAAGAUUGUUACCUACAAGGGAACGACUCUAUAAAAGACUGUGAAUUUUG